Molecule: messenger RNA, 5786 nt
Organism: Lineus longissimus
Lineage: Eukaryota; Metazoa; Nemertea; Pilidiophora; Heteronemertea; Lineidae
Product: neural cell adhesion molecule 1-A-like
Exons: 11
Coding region: 102-1967 (621 amino acids)
Source: RefSeq, a predicted model, not a curated record
CACCCUAUAUAUAUAGAAAAGACGGCCGAUCGAACAGCCAUUCGUGUUUUCUCAUCCAAUUUCACUCAUUCCGUUUUAGUACUUUCAUAACGAUACGAAAUAUGGAGCACAAAGUAGUGAUAUUUUUGGUAACGCUACUGGUUAUUGCACAGACUGCAUUGACCGGUGCUAAUUACCAGAAUGAUAUCACAGUACAGCCAGGACCAGUCGAAGUUAAGCAAGGACAGAACAUCAGGCUGUGGUGCAAACUGAAAUACGACCCUAAUAAAGUAGUGCCGGUAGUCUGGCAUACGCCGCCAAAUUUCAAAACAAGAGCCAAUGAUUGUACUUCUUUCGUAAAGGAUAAAUAUAUCAUGUCAUGUUUAGACACUGAUGACCCUUUUGGAUAUUAUAAUAUGACAAUAAUGGAUGUCCAAUGGGCCGAUAAUGGGGUAUAUCGGUGUCUGUACACCAAACAUAUGGACAUUGUGGAUUUACAAGUUUUGGUUCCGGUAACAGAUGUGACACUAGAAAAAGACGUCAAAAGCUCUGCUGCAGAGCCCCAUCGCUUGUAUGAGUACUUUACCUGCACAACAAACUGUGCAUUUCCAGCACCCAAGAUUUCAUGGCGUGUAAAUGACCAACCGUUUAAUGCCAACGCAACGGUCAAAGAGUUAGGCUGCUCAGGGGCCAAGGAGAGCCUAAAACGGACUGAGAGCAGAGUGAGUGUAAUGAGCGCAGGUAUGGAUAUGGAGAGAACAGAAUAUUACAUCUCUUGUACGGCAGAAAACGUUUUUGGAGAGCCAAAUGUUUCAAAGGCAAUAACUGUCAAUAAUGUUGCAUUGACCGGUGCUAAUUACCAGAAUGAUAUCACAGUACAGCCAGGACCAGUCGAAGUGAAGCAAGGACAGAACAUCAGUCUGUGGUGUAAACUGAAAUAUGACCCUCAUAAAGUAGUGCCGGUAAACUGGCAUUCGCCGCCAAAUUUCAAGACAAGAACAAAGGAGUGUUCUUCUUUUGCAAACGAUAAAUAUAUCAUGUCAUGUUCAGACGCCAGAUACUCUUUUAGGUAUUAUAAUAUGACAAUAAUGGAUGUACAAUGGGCCGAUAAUGGGGAAUAUCGGUGUAUGUAUAUCAACCAUAUGGGCAUUGUGGAUUUAAAAGUUCGGGUUCCGGUUACAGAUGUGACACUAGAAAAAGAUGUCAAAAGCUCUGCUGCAGAGCCCCAGCGCUUGCAUGAGUACUUUACCUGCACAACAAACUGUGCAUUUCCAGCACCCAAGAUUUCAUGGCUUGUAAAUGACCAACACUUUAAUGGCAAAACAACGGUCAGAGAGUUGGGCUGCUCAGGGGCCAGGGAGGGCCAGAAACAGACUAUGAGCACAGUGUUAGUAAUGAGCACAGACAUGGAUAAGGAGAGGAAAGAAUAUAACAUUAAGUGUACGGCAGAAAACGUUGUUGGAGAGCCAAACGUUUCAGAGGCAAUGGCUGUCAAUAAUGAUGUAUUUCGGCCGGUAACUCCCAGUCCACCUCAGUCCAUUACGGCUAAAGCUUUUUGGCCAAUAGUGGCAACGGCACUAUUUCUAUUGCUUGUCACAGCAAUCAGUAUCGCCUUCAUUGCCGUGUACGAAAGACAUCGUCGACAGUUUAAUAGAGAUGAUUCAUCAAGGGAAGCCCGGUUCAAUGAACAUUCGGCUCCUCCAAAAUAUGAGAAGAAUGAUGGGAUCAAAUACCAUAAAGUUUCGACAUCUGCGCAUGAUUUUCACAACGCUCAUAAUGAAGAGGAUGAUUCAUCAAGGGAAGUCCGGUUCAAUGAACAUUCGGCUCCUCCAAAAUAUGAGAAGAAUGAUGGGAUCAAAUACCAUAAUGUUUCGACACCUGCGUAUGAUUUUCACAACGCUUAUAAUGAAGAGCGUUUGCUGAGUGCUCCGACGUCACUAGAAAAUGGUGAUGGCUUUGGGAGAACCAUCGUGCCCAGAUUCUUUUAACCCAACGGACAUGAAGGCGACCUGACGUAACCGCGCCUGUACAAAAUAACAAGACGCUUAAAAGUAUGUUUCAACCACUCUCAGCACCAAUAACUACUCGCUAACCUUGUCUGUCAGUUGCCAUCCGUCCAUGAUCCACCGAAUUGGCAGUGUACACAUAUCACCAAUCUGGGAUCAUUGUCAAUUACGUAUUACUGUCGAUAUCAAGAUCAUUUGUCAUCUCCUUCGUUGAUACUAAUCAUAGCGUUUUUUUCUGCACUUAGUUCGAUCACUGUGAUUUGGGAUGUUAGCAACUUGUCUCACAGAGCUUUGUUUAGGAACUAAAAGGCGAGAGUCUCGCCUGAAGAUUUUUGUGAAUCCAUACACUAUCAAUAAUAUCAUUGGCACAAUAUUUGCCAUGUUUUGCCUUUUGUAUGAGUUGCACGCUCAAACUCGACUUUUCUCUGAUGUAUCAAUCAUGGUCAAAAUCGAUCAACGUCUAUCUUUUUUUGAUCUGAAAAUUAGAGCUUGCUUGACAUGUUUGAUCAAUGCAGUGUGGGGUAUUUAUUUUACCAAGUUGAAGUAAAUGGUGAUUUGUAUUUAUCCAUUGUAUCACAUAAACCUAUAAUGUAUUCAUACUUUUAUAGAGGCACUGAAUUGUGCUGCUUUCAAUGUUCAUUUUAUUUCAUUAUGUGGACCGGCUGGGAGUUAUGUAACAACUAAAGGCCCACAGCGCGGUAAGGUCCAGGCAAGUGGGCGUGAACCUAUAUGUGUAUGUUCAUUUGUAUUUAUCUGUGUUUUGUAGUUUCAUAUUCAUGCCUGAUAAACCAUAGAUUGUACGAUCAGCAAUUGUCAUACUGUAAUGACGAUAAUGUACAUUUUGCAUAGGCAUGUAGGUAUCCCAGUGCGCUAAAGAUUGAUGGGGGUCAGAUGGGAUGACAUAUUCCUUGGAGAUAAAGGGUGUGUCGCUCAGUAGCUGAAUUUUAGAAAGAUGGUAGGCCUUGUUUGACCCUACAUGUAUAUACAUAUGCGAAGGUAGUUGGGUAGGAGUUUGUGUUUUUCAUUAGCCGCCUGCCUCCCCAUAGUUUGGCGAGUUUUUGAAUAUAUUAGUACCAUAUGUCAAGGUGUCUCGCUUUUCGGGGAUAUAAGUCUACUUUUGACCACUCUGCAGUAAUGUGGCAAUUGCAUCGUCACAUGAUAUCCAAGUUUCAUUUAAUUUUAGAAGGUUAUUGGUUAACUGUGACAUACAGUAUGGGAAUUUAAAGGCAAUGACGGCUUCAGAUCAUGAUUUCUGUGAUAUUGGUAAACUUGAUAAGUAUUUGGACAUUCAAUUAUUCAAGAGUCGACCCAUGGACCGAUCUAACUCUGGCAAAUGUAAGGUUGAUCAUGGUCACCACCUUUAAUAGAGCCGAAAUAAAUAUACAAUACACCGAUAAUAAAACAGGACACAAUGCUAUUUUAGCCUGAAAAGAAAGAGCACUUUGAUUCGCUCAGGUCCACUUAAUUAGGCUCAUUUAAGUUUUAAAGAGACCAAAAUGAACAAAUAAAGGAAACGUUCCAUGCUGCACCAUGCAAAACUUAAAUGAACCAAACCGAAUGGGACUAUGUGAAUAAUAUUAUAUUUUAUUCCAUAAACAUACUUGACCGAAUUCUGCAAUGAGUAUUAUAUAUUGUACAUUUGAUCUAUCAGUUCAGGUUUAAAACGUUUAUUUGGCUCGUUUAGUUUGGCUUGUUUCAUUCGGCUCGUUUCAACAUUUACAUACUACCAACAUUAGCCUAACACUGACUGUUCAUAUACACAGUAUGUUUAGGGUUAAGAAGUUGGGUCAUUGUUUUAUGCAAACUCGCCUUAGGUGCACGGUUAUCAGAUUGUAAGACAACGAAGUUAUUAAAGCGAGCUAAAGGUAGAUGGGAGUCAUGGAUUGGGUGGAUCUAUGUUGGAGAUUAGGUGGUAUAGUCCGGGGUAUAGUUGAAUUUUAGGGAUAUUAUUUUGGUCCUUUUCGGCCUUAUGCUUAGAUAUUUGAGCAUGACUUGGUUUUAGUACCUAGUUGAAUGACAUUUGGAACGUCAGUAUCAUUUUUAGCUCAGCUGACAAAGUCAGCGGAGCUGGUCAAAUAGCUAUUCGUGUGGUGUCCGUUCUUCCAUAUAUCCAUCCAUCUGUAGACAAAUUGGGCAUUUUGUAACCGUAAGACAUAGGCACUUCAAGUCUGGCUUACACAAUAAACAUCGUAUGCUGCAGACAACUAACUUCAGAAACUUUUUCGCGUUUUCGACUUAAAUUCUCCUCACCAGAGGGCCAUAGGCGUAAAUUAUAAAGACAUUUUUUGUCACUUUACUCUAAUAGAUAGAGGCUUGAAAUAAAGUUUAGGAAUUAUGUAUACAUGUAGGUUUUAAUAUGAAAUUGGAUUAGUUUUGAUUGAUUCUACCAGUUGACGUUACUGAGCAAAAUCUCUGUGGACCUAGUUAACUUGAUUUGAAUUUCCCGCUCUGUUUUAACUCCGAAGGUUGUGGGUUUGAUCCCACCUCAGGGUAACCUUUUUUCCAUUUUUCCUUUUUCAUAUUUUUUUCUACUUUUUUUUAAUUUGGCAGACGGCCAUCUUGGAAAUCAUAUUUUGCCAGUUUAAAGCCUUUUGAUGUAGCUAGAGUGACUAAAUGGUGGGCGUAUCUGAAAGUCUCCAGUAUACCUAUCAUUUUCGAUUUGACCGACUCUUCAUGGUUAUAGGGCUCAAGCUCUUAAAUUUCACUAAUAAGUAGUGCGUUUUGGCAUUAUUUGUCAAAGAGUCUGUUUACUUUGGUAUAUAUGCGUGAUAUAGGCAAUCAAUAUUUUAGCAAAAUUGAGGCUGAAAAAGACCUACCAGGUGCUUUCCAUGUUUUGUACAUUGUACCCAUGUAUUUCAGCUGAGCACCAGUGCCUUGGGCCUCUUGUUGGUCAGAUAUGAAGACUUUGAUUUAGAUUUACAUAAACUCUAUCUCUAGCCCCUUUGUUGUAAGGCGGCAAUUGCAUCGUCUCAUAAUUGACCAACCUUAUUGACAGGAUAUUCCUAUUGGAAUAUUUGCAGAAUUGGCUGGAGCAAUGAGGUUUGCCAAGUCUCUCAUGGGAGGUAGCCAAAUCCUAAAAUUGAAGGCUCCUAGAGACAAUGCUUGGGCGACUAAGCAUGAGAUGACUAUUGUAGCCUAAUCCUCCCCUUGACAGAAUGUAAGCACAGCUCAGCAUGAGAGGUAGUCCAAUCCUCUUAGAAAUAAGUCUUGGUUCCACUACAGGGUUUAGAUCCGUUUCUAUCGCAUCCGCAUCAGGUCCGAACUUAGCUUAGUCCGGACUAACGAAUGUUACGUUAUGGGGAGGCUAUCUAAUGAGGCGCUUGUGAUUGCAGGCCUCGGGUGUGAGCCUGUUGGAGCCGAGUCUAGGUAAAAAGGCUACAGGUAAAAAAAAGGUUACCUGUCUUAUUAGUUGACCGUCUCUUAAGUUGUGUGUUUGGUUGUGACUCUGUAUGAUCAGUUGACCGGCUGUAAGGCCGUCGCUUGAGUUGACUGGUUGGUUUGGACUCGGCAGGUAAAAAAACCCUUUUUACCUGUAGCCUUUUUUUCUUGGGCUUCUUUACCAUAUAAUAGUCAUUUUUACUGGCCCAUCCAAUGGUUUGGGCUUUGUUCACGAGUGCGCUUUGCGAAGGGUUGAUAAUGCAGCAAUUAUGAUUGGGUCAUCUUAAGAAAGGUAUCAAAAUUGUGUGGUGUUUUGGUCGGAGUUAUGAUGCUGUAGUUAUGCGGGGUGUAAAUAAUUAUUGUAAACAGCUUUCUUGUACAUCAUUGUUUUUGCUCAGUUUAUAAUAAUAAAACUUACAAAUA